Messenger RNA from Otolemur garnettii (small-eared galago), 818 nucleotides. RefSeq names its product translocase of inner mitochondrial membrane domain containing 1 (gene TIMMDC1). Lineage: Eukaryota; Metazoa; Chordata; Mammalia; Primates; Galagidae. The coding region runs from base 213 to 818 and encodes 201 amino acids. The record is from RefSeq and is a predicted model, not a curated record. The transcript is spliced from 6 exons. Gene Ontology annotation, cellular component: mitochondrion.
GACUCUGGUGAAGCGUUUCCAAAGUCUGGGUACUCCGGGAUGAAAAUAGUACUGUCUGUUGUGGUGACUGCCGAUCUGACAGCAGCUUGGCUUGGCCGAGUGCACCGGGACUCGCUCGUUCGUGCAGUUACCCUCGCCCUUUCCUGCGGUGCCUCCCGGCGGCCCUGGGCUCCUCAACGCCCACGUGUCUGUGCGCAGCUCUGGAGAGAGCCAUGGAGGUGCCGCCGCCGGCCCCACGGAGCUUUCUCCGCAGGGGUCUGGAUCCUUUCCCACGAGUGUCUGCCGCCGAAAGUGUGGCCGCUGACUCGGACGCCCUUGCGGGGGAUCGGGAGCUGCCUCCCUACGUUCCAGAACCCUAUUACCCGGAAUCUGGAUGGGACCGGCUCUGGGAGCUGUUUGUCAAAGAUGAACACCACAGACGGUCAAAGGAACUUCAAGAUAUCUUAAAGGCAUCAGUUACAGCAGGCGUCAUUGGCUGGGCAUAUGGGGGAAUACCAGCUUUUGUUCACGCUAAACAACGCUACAUUGAGCAGAGCCAAGGAGAGAUUUAUUAUAACCGGUUUGAUGCUGUGCAAUUGGCACACCGUGCUGGCACACGAGGCUUCCUUCGAUAUGGCUGGCGCUGGGGUUGGAGGACUGCAAUGUUUGUGACUAUUUUCAACACAGUAAACACCAGCCUAACUGUGUACCGAAAUAAAAAUGCACUAAGCCAUUUUGUCAUUGCAGGAGGUGUCACAGGAAGUCUGUUCAGAAUAAACUUAGGCCUGCGCGGUGUGGUGGCUGGUGGUAUAAUUGGAGCCUUGCUGGGGAAAGGGUAA